AUGAUCACCGAGCAUAAUUAUACCGAGUUGAUGAAAAAUUGCAUAAAAUGGAACACGAGGACGAUGAGCGACAGGAAGAAACGGUUGGAAAAUGGCUUGAAAUUGGAAAAUGAGGAUUUUUCGUUUCUUCAUUGCAUAUGUCAUUAGAAAGUGUCAAUAUUGUAGGAUUUGAGUUUUUUACAAAUAAAAUAAGAAAUCAGUAAGGUUUAAAAUAAAAUAAGCGUUGCAUUUAUUUGUAAAAAAUGUAUUUUUUUUAGAUUUAUUCUUUUCAAUUCCUUUAUUAUUUUUUUUUUCAGGCUACGAUUCCCGUUCUACGACCACCAGACGGGAACGGCUCAACGAGAAUCUCAUGUGGUUAACAGGAAUAUUGACCAGAGGCAUUCGUCGGCCGAUUCUAACACUGUAAACUUUUAUUCUAAAGAAUUUUUUUAAAUAUGAUCCUACACUUAUUGAGUUGAAUAUUUUUUUCAAUAUCUAAUAACCUUUUUUUACAUUAUUUGCGCAACAGGAAACAUAUUUUAUUGAUAAAGAAAUUGUAGAAGCCUCUGGGAAAAUUUUUAGUGGCCACGUCAGUAGUUUUUCAUCCAGUAAUAUUUGCAGUAACUCUGAUAUUUUAAAACAAACAUAUUGUACCAGUUAUGUUGAUCUAUUGACCCCUAAAGUGGCCACUAAAAUAUUUAGUGGUCUAGCACUUAGACCUCUAUAGUGGCCACUGAUUUUCUACCCCUUAAGUAGCCAAUAAUUUGGCUAUUACUACUACCACUACACCACGUCGCCAGUUCAUAGUGGCCACUAAAACGUCAAAACCCUAUAGGGGCCACUAAAAAGUUUCCCAAGCCUUUGAAGACUUCAACCGAAGCGAAUUUUUCGAAAAUUUCAUUGUGUUUCCAAGUAAUAUAUUCCACAGGCAACUUUGAUUUUCCAGGUGAUUGCCUAUUCGAGCGAACGUUGGCGCAAACGCAAGGAUUUUCCGCCGAGCGACGCGAUCGAAACAAAAAUGUUCCUGCGUGAUAAUCCGACGCUGGAAUCCGCGAUUAACCACAUCACGAAUCCCAAUUCCAUGGGUUCUUCUGGUUCUUCCUUGCAGAGUUCGUUUUUUGGAUUUUUUCGGGCUAGCUUUUUCUCAAGUUUUAUAAAAGAGAAAUUCUUAAAUCCGAAAUUAGGAGCUCAAGAAUAGCACCACGGCAUUCCUAAUGGGGUGAGGGAAGGUGAGCGAGGCGUGGGGGAAGGUGAGCGAAAGUUUCUGAACUCACAAAAAAAAAGUAAGUGCGCGAUCCAGAAAAAAAAAUGACGUCAUUCUACGUCAAAAAUUACACGGAGUAUUCAACGUUGAUAACUUGUUUGUUCGAUCGCCUUUGGCUGCGUACUUGAGACUUCAAAUUUCGCGCCAAAUUUUUUUGUUUUGUUUUGAGGUCUUCCCACCCCGUUUGGGAACGCCUUGAGCACUUCCAAUUUGGAAUUUUUGAAACGGCAGUCUCAAUUUGGAACCUUUGAUAAAUGUUAGUUCCAAAUUUAAAGCUCAAAAAUGGCAGUCCUAAUUUAAAACGUUUGAAAUGAUAGUCCCAAGCUCUUUCGGAAUGUUUAGACAAUUUUUCAUGUGAUAUUUAUUUUUAAAGUUUCCGAUGGCUUCGUUUUUUUUUAAGUCCCUUUUCAGAUAGUCCUCAGUUUUUUUGGGAUGUUCUAUCAGAAAAAAAAAAAUGAAUUUUGAAUCUUCUUGAUGAUUCUAUAGAGUUUUUCUUUCCAGAUAUGAUCUCUGAUACUUCCAACGACUCGUUCUCCUUUGGUGGCAGUACCAGAGGAACACCCAAAGGAGCUGUGAGUUUUUUUAAAAAAAUAGGAUAUGAAGUGAAAAAAAUCCUUUUUUUAAAGAAUUCUUUCGCUCCGGAACCUCGUUCCUCGACGAGAUCUUCACAGAAGGGGAAGAAUGAUCCUUGGGUUGGUUCUUUUCAAUAUUUCAUAAGUUUUUAAAGUAACCCUGAUCAAAGUUAUCCAUAUAUAAAUAAUAACGGUCAAUCUCAACGUUCAAUUUGUGUCAGAUGCGCGACGAGUACCGCGACGAGCUUCUACUGGACGACGAUGGCUCGCCGGAAGAAGGGGCCAGCGACGAGGACGAAUGGACGUCGAAGAAGCGGUCCCGGAAGUCGGCGACGUCGAAAGGAGCUGGCGGCGGCGGUGUUGGCGGCCAUGGUGGCCAUCACGGCGGUGGCGGUGGCAGCAAGAAGAAGGCGAGUGGUGCGGCGCGGAGCGGCGGCAGCGGGGCCGUGCCGACCGCUGCGAACCCGCCGCCGUCGUUUCGAGAGCCAUCCGAAGGCUCCUCGGCCGACGAGAAACGCCACGAGUGCCAUAGUGAGUAGGGCAGUGAGAAGGAGAGUCAUGAGAAGGCGCUAAGGUGGUGGAAAUAGUUAUAAUUUUACAAGAAGCUAAAUUACUCAAAAUACAGAAAAAUAUUCAGCAAGUAGUUAAAAAAAAAACGGAAAAGCUAUGGUUAAAAUUAAAAAAGCGUGGAGCUUUAUGUCUAUUUGGCGAAUAAUGGGAUUUUUCAAAACUUAGGAUCUCAAGAGCAGUGGAAAGAAGCGAAUUUCAGUCUAAAAGUGGUACAUUUUAAGCUUUGAAAUGGUAGUAUCGAUUUUUUUUUUUUGAGCUACCCCGGAUUUAACAAUACAAAAAACCAUUAUAUUUCUAUAUUUUUUUGCUGACCUAUAAUGGAAUUUUAUCUGAACUUUCAUGUUUCCGGAAAAAAAUUUUUAAGUUUCUUAAAAUUCGUCUUUCUCGUUGAUAAAUAAGGCUAUUGUAAAUUUUACUGUGUAAUUUUUUUAACAUAUCAAAUUUGAAUUGCUUUUUGAACCGUUUCUUGAAAUCCGUGGCCGAGAAGGUUUAUUCUGACAGGCAAUUUGCUUAAAAGGAUAAUUUUCGACUUUGAGCUCUCUGAACUUUUUCUCGCAGAUCUUUCUGGCCGUUUUUGAACACUGUUUUGGAAUCAGAGUGAAGAACGGCAUUUAGUGGGAUUAAACGAUUGAAAGAAAACGGAAUUUUUGAAAAAUUGGAACUUAAUUCAUUCAUAUAAGUUUAAAAGCGUUGAACCGUCUUUUCUGAACUUUUCUCGGAGUCAUUUUUUUCUAUUUUAGUAGAGCUUUUCGCCUUUAUAAUUUUUGUUUCAAAGAGAUUUUAUAUGAGCCAGUUUCCCAAAAUCAAACCAGAACAAGAAGAAGUACUUUAGUUGAAGUUUCCGAACGGCAAUUUCGAAUUUUAAGGCUCAAAAAUGGCAGUCCAAAGACCAACAAGCUGUCCUCUAGAUAUAUUAUAAACUAUUCGAUUUUCAGGGUGCGGGGCGAAGUACAAAAGCCUCGCGGGUUUGAGUUAUCAUCUGGCCUACGUUCACGAACAACCUUCAGCACAUCCUACACAUAAACGUGAAACGAAACUUCGAUUUCUGUCAAAAAUCACGAUUUUUCAGUUCUAUCCCCAAAUAUCCAAAUUUCCGACUUCUGUGAUCUUUGUCUCGGCAACGCGUUCAUCAACAAAAAUUCCAAAAAACCAGAAGAUAUGGUUACGUGUCAUGACUGCGGUCGAUCUGGUGAGGAAUUUCUUGAAGUUUCAAAAAAAUAUCAAAAUUCAAGUUUUUGGAGCGAAAUUGCACUCGUAGAAGUCUUUUUUCAGAAUUCAUAGGAAUUUUGAAAAAGUAUUUUUUUGACUGAAAAAAACUGAUUUUAGGGGUUUUUUUGAUUGAAAUCUUCUCAAAAAUUCGAUUUUUAGACAUUUAAUGAUGAUUUUAAACGCUAUAGUCCGUUUUCGCGGCUUGAAAGGGCGGCAUUUCUCUGUUCUCGACGUUCCUCUCGUGUUUACGUGCUAUUUCCAUGUUUCUCUGACCUUGCUGGUGAGAGAACAGAGAGACGCAGACACGCGAAAACUGUCAAGUCGCGGCGAACGGACUAUAGCUGAUUCACAGCUAGCUUGAGUCAACGAAAAAAUGGUCCUGACACGAUAAUGUACGAAAUAGCGCCUGGCUCGUGGAGAGCGCAGACAGGACACGCCCCCUUAGCGUCCCAAGCUGGCCGUGAAUCAUAUAUGUGUUAUAUUAGGUAUCGAAAAUUCACUAAUAAGUUCUUAUAACAUUUUAGAAUCCUUUCAAAUAUAUUCUGUGUCGUUUUCAGGUCAUCCAUCGUGUUUAUCCUUCAAUAAUAACGUAACGGUCAUCAUCAAUCGAUACGGGUGGCAAUGUAUUGAGUGCAAAAGCUGCACCAUCUGCGGCACUUCUGAAAAUGACGUCAGCAAUCUUUUUUUUUUCUUUGCGUUCUUACAAGGAAGGUCAUUUAACUUUGCGGCCGAAAAUAGGCCAGAAUACUCCUUGAGGUACCAAAAAACGGUCGUGAAAGUCUCAACCUGCUCGAAUUCCUAAAGAAAGUACACCUCGAAGUCGAAGAAAACCUCAGAAUCCGUUAAAUUUGGGUCUUUGAGCCAUUGUUUCUCGAAAACCCGGUAGUUGAACAGGCUGAAACGUUCAGGAUAUGUUUCUGAGACAUCAGAGAGAUUUUCAGCCAAUUUUCAAGAAGAAGUGACCUCCCUUGUAAGAAAGCAGUCAUGCAUACUUUUUCUUCAAAACCACAACUUUUCAGUAGUUUUGUUAAAACUUGUAGAAACAGCCCGUUUUUUACCAACAUCCGGUCAAUUUCGUACAUUUUUGCAGGACAAACUGCUGUUCUGCGACGACUGCGACCGCGGCUACCACCUGUACUGCUUGAAGCCGGCGCUGGAGAAGGCCCCAGAAGACGAAUAUUCGUGUCGUCUUUGCCAAGUCGAGUUCGGCGCCAAGGCCAGCGCCCCGGCCAAGAAAACUUGA
This is a messenger RNA of Caenorhabditis auriculariae, 4837 nucleotides long. The record is from the annotation of a GenBank genome assembly. NCBI's taxonomy places the organism in Eukaryota, Metazoa, Nematoda, Chromadorea, Rhabditida, Rhabditidae.